This is a messenger RNA of Blepharisma stoltei, 873 nucleotides long. The record is from the annotation of a GenBank genome assembly. NCBI's taxonomy places the organism in Eukaryota, Ciliophora, Heterotrichea, Heterotrichida, Blepharismidae.
AUGCUCGAAUCUCUAUCUAAAAAUCAAGAAAUUCACUCUUUUCUCAAACUCUACCCAAAAGCACAAUGAAACCAAUGUCUAGAAGCAAUAAUCGUCUAUGGAGUCCAAACCCUUCAAAAAAAAUACCCUUACGGCCUCUCUUAUCAGUUACUUCUCUCCAUCACAGGCCUCGAUUUGCAGCUUGAGCGGAAUCAUUCCCACUCAAACCUCCGCACAAAUUCAGAAAAAUCCAAAAAAGAGCCAAAAACUCAGGAUUCUACCAAAAAAAAGCGCCCUGAGUCUUCCAAAGUCCUUAAAUCAAGCUCAUCCAGGCCAUCUUUAUACCCAAAUUCCAAGAGAAACUACCAAGAAGUCCCAUCCAAAAUAAAAGAAGACGUAAAUAAAGAUAUUGCUAUAUAUAAGUAUAAGAUGGAAGUAUCAAGGACUUCUCUAAAAGGCAGAAAUGAGAGUGAAGACCGGAGAAGUUCAGGAAUCCAAACAGACAGAAGCUAUGGAAAAGAAGAACAGACCCCCAGCUGGGAAAAUAAAAGCCUUUACAAUGAGCAAAACAGCCAUAAGAGUAAAAUACAAAUUUCUGAAAAAAUCAAAGAGCCCAAAACAGUUGCAUUAGAAACAGCAAAAAAUCUGUUUAGAUAUGUCCACCCUACAAAAGAAGCCAAAUAUAAAGAAAUUCCAGCAGAAAAAACAGAAAAUAAAGUGCUUAAAAUUGCUGACCAAUUUUUGAAAAACCCAGUUACAAGCUACUUGGCUAAAAACCAAGGGAUGUUUUCAGUCCCUCACUCCCCGAAGUUUUUAGAAAGGCUGAUGUCUCCUGAAAGUAACUUAUUAUCAAGCGUAGAAAUGCUGAGUCCUACAUAUUAUAUGGACACUUAA